CAAAAAAUUGCAUUGUUAUUAUGUAUAUAUAGGUUAAGUACAUUACAUUAUGUAAGACUACAUUAAUCUUCAAAACUAAAAAUUAAGGGGGACUAAUACACACAUUUAUCUAAUCAAAGUAUAAACAUUUUAUGAAAACAUUAUAUGUAUAAUAUUAAAAAAUCGAAAGUCAAAGAGGGGAGGUGCCCCCCGCCACCCCUAAAUCCAUCCUUGGUUGCGGACAUGGGUGAGAGCUUUGGGGCUAUUGACGCUUAAGAGAAGGAGGCAGAAGAAAAGAUAGAUGAAUUUAGGGUUUUAAUAUAUUAUGGGUAAAACGGCAAUAAGAGUCAUAUUUUUUAGAGAAAGUAUUGCAAAUGCAAUAUGAGAUGAUUAUAAUGUAUGAGAUGUGGAAGUACAACUCUUGUUCUGAUUAACAUGUUAUUUAUUGAACUUUCAGUGUUGGGAACAUUUAUGUUAAUUUUUGUGUUGUUUCAAAUGUUUGUAAAUGUGCGUUUAUUUUUCCAAAUAUAAGUCAACGUUGUCCGGUAAAAAUGAAAUAAAAUUUGAAAACAUCUGGUAAAUAUGUUUUCUAAUUUGGAAAACAAAAAAGGGGAAAACGAGAACAGAAAAAAGACUUCAGAAUUUUGAGCAUGUUUUAAUCCUGAUCAGGUUUCCUGUGCGGACCCUGGGAGUAAAGGUUCUGCUAAUUUGUCACUCCGUCCCUUUGGAGUUUGGAUUUGUUGUCGACUGCUGCUGGUUGUGACUUGUGAGUUUAGCUCCUCUUUUUCGUCUUCCCCCAAUCCCCCACACUGUCACUUACUCACUCUACUCGGCGGUGAUAUGGUGUAGGUUUUACGACUUUUCUCUCUCCCUUCUCUCCGUUAAUCGAGCUGCCAUGGAUAGAUACCAGAAGGUCGAAAAACCGAAACCAGAGGCUCGCAUAAACGAGAACGAGAUUCGAAUCACUUCUCAGGGCUUGAUCCGGAACUACAUUAACUAUGCUACCACUCUUCUUCAGGAGAGACAUGGUGAAGAUAUUGUCCUGAAAGCAAUGGGUCAGGCAAUCAGCAAGUCAGUACUUGUUGCAGAAAUUAUCAAGAGAAGAUUUCCUAGAUUUCACCAGGAUACUGCCAUCAGCUCUGUAAGCAUAACAGAUGUUUGGGAACCCAUUGAAGAGGGGCUUGAGAUUGUGGAGCAGACUCGCAAUGUUUCCAUGGUUUCGAUAACCUUAUCAAGUAAAGAACUAAACAAGAACUCUCCCGGGUAUCAAUCCCCAUCGCAUGCUGCUGAUAAGCGGAAACAUUAUAAUAACUACCAGCCACAGCUACCACCUAGACAGUCACGCCCUGCUUAUGGUAGUCGUGGUAAUGAAGAUUUUUAUGAUCAAGGAAGAGGUAGUGAUAGGAGAGGAAGGGGUUGGAACGGACGUGGUGGAUAUGGAAACUAUCAGGGGAACUACUAUAAUGGAAACUAUCAGGGGAACUACUAUAAUGGAAACUAUCAAGGGAAUUAUCAAGAGAACUAUCAUGGGAGCUACCAUAGAAAUUAUCAAGUAAAUGAAGGGUACUCAAACCGGGGAAGAGAUGGUGGUCGCAGUGGUUGGGGUUACCGUGGUUAGUUUACUUUUUAUUUUGCAUUUCAUGAUUUUCUCAAACUAGCUGUGUGCCUGUGCAUCAUUAUCAGCUUCUCAAGGGUGUGUUUGGAUCACAGAAAUGCUAGGGAAAAUAUAAGAUAUGUCAAGGAAAGUCGGUGUUCAGUUUUACAUCAGAAAAUGUGAAAGAAAAUAUGAAAUUUCUAAAUAUGUUUAGAUUUCAGUCUCUGUACACUAUAAAUAGUUAGAAUGAGUGAACAAAUAUAAAGUAUGACCUAAUUAAUUUGAAAAAAAUGUUUUAUUUUCUUUACAUUUUUUAUCCUUAAAAAAAUCCUCCCUUUAGUUUUUCUUCUCUAUUUUAUUUCCAUGGCAUUUCUCAAGUUCCAAAUGGACCGUUGAUGUCUUAGACUCUUAAGUAUUGGAAAUGAUAUACUUCAAAUUUGUUUGAUGGCAUUGGGAAUGUAUAAAUAAGCAGUGAUAUACACGGUGUUUGCAUUUAUUUGAAUAGGGUCAGGAGGAUAUGCAGGCGGCGGUAGGGGCGGAGGUGGUAGGGGCUAUGGUCGUGGAAGGAUGGGCAACCGCGGUCCUUCAAGAGGAGGUGGUGGGUAUCAUGACUACUAGGCUUGCCUGGGUUAUCAUGAAUUUUUGGGGUGGCGUCACUUAUCUACUGAACUGCUAGGCGAUUUUUAUUAGCACCCAAAAAGUCUUGUUUCAGUGCAUUGCAUUUUAUGAAGCCAUGAAAUUCCAAGUGUAGCUAAUUUUUGUCUGCCUUCAUUUAAUGCACCACUCUUACAAGUGUGUAUAUGAUGGGUCAGCUGCUCGUUAAUGCUCAUGUUCCAUAUUAGUUGUUCCAAAUUGUACUCUGAUUUCCUAGUUCCUCUGAUUUUAUUAUUUAUCCUAAACUUUGGAAAGUUUUUCUAUUAUUUGCUUUAUCUUUUGUUUCGGCCCUUGAUGAUUUUCCAUUACCCACUUUUUCAUUUUUUUUUCUUUUAACUACUUUCUCUACUCCUUUCUUUCUUUUCUACUUUUUCAUAGGGCUGGCCGGCUGGGACUUCUGAACCAAGAACCGGAGAACCAAACCGGACCGAAUUGUUAUGACCUGGUUCGGUUCGGUUCAAAAAUUUAUGAGUUAUUUGUUAAUGGUUCAGUUCCUAUUUUUUAUUAACAGUUCGAUUCUCGGUUCCUGAAAAAACAUGUACAUGGAACCGUUAUAUAUAAUAAUUAAAAUUAUAUAUAUUUCUUAUUAGUAUAUAUAUUUUAAUGUAUAUUUACUUAUCUAUUUUCAUAUUACAUUCACUAUUUUAGUUUAGUUAUUUAAUCAUUUGAAAUUAUUUUUCACUUAACUGGUUUUAUUGUGCUUCUUUAGCGAAUAUCCUGUUUUGUUUUCUAAAAUUUGCAGUUUGUUAUGUAUUUAUGUUUUAAACUCAAUUUUUGAGGUUUGAAAUGAUGUUCAACAUAUUUGUAUUAUAAUAUCAAG
Cuscuta epithymum is the source of this 3047-nucleotide messenger RNA. Lineage: Eukaryota; Viridiplantae; Streptophyta; Magnoliopsida; Solanales; Convolvulaceae. The record is from the annotation of a GenBank genome assembly.